AUGGAAGAUCAGGCUAACCGGAAAGUGCCCCCAGACAGACCGUCCGACGCCCUGGUAUGUGGAAGUAAGAAGAAGACAAAACAGACUGCACAACUCCAACCUAUCCUGGACACCCACAUGGACGAAACCCAGGCGACUAAGGAGGAGGAAAUGAUGAAAGAACCAGAAGUGCAGGAACAGAUACAGAAAGAUAAAAUGGAGACACCUGGUCGCCAGCCACCCUCCUAUCGGGACUCCCUGUUGGGAUUCAAUGGAGUUGCAAAUGGAAGCUGUGGUAUGGAGGAGGAUGAGCUGUUAUCGGAUGUGCUAAAUACAGAAUGGGAAAUGCCGGAGGAAACAGAGGAAAUCAAUGCGUUGAUGAAACAAUUUCCAACAGUCCCAAUAGAACCCGAGGAAUAUGCAGAAUGGUGUAGGCCUUGGAACUCCGCUCUCAUCAUCACGGUGCUAGGAAGGAAAUACAAUGUCCACUUUCUUAAAAGAUAUCUCGGCCGCUUAUGGAAUGUAGUCGAGUUUGACCUGAUAGACAUACCCAACAACUACUUUGUAGUCAAAUUACCUGAAAAAGAAGGAUGGGCUGAUGUCUAUAAGAAGAUAUUGUAUGAAGGUCCCUGGGUGGUUCAACAACAGAGUGUCCUGGUCCAAAGGUGGUCCCCGAACUUUGAUCCCUUCAACAACCCACUCAGGAAAAUAGCUACUUGGGUUAGGAUCCCGAAUAUUCCACUCCAUUGCUGCAACAAAAAAUUUAUCACCAGAUUAGGAAACAGAAUAGGGAAGACUUUAAGGGUGGACUUGCGUACAUGCACUGAAGCUACAGACAGAAUUUCGAAUGUGGAAAGGGGACGGUUUGCAAGAGUGUGUGUGGAAAUAGACCUUCAAAAGAAGUUAGUUCCAAAGGUUAUUGCAGCAAAUCGCUUGUACCAGGUAGAAUAUGAAGGACUGAACCUGAUUUGCUUUGAGUGUGGAAGGUAUGGUCAUAAGCGAGAAAACUGCUCCUGGACCUAUGCAGAGGGAACGACUGGAGAUGAGCGAUCUAAACACCAUGGAGUCGGCCAUGCACCACCGGCGGGUGCAACUGAAACAAGAGAUAAACAAAGGAGCAACCAGGAGGAAAAGAAGGCGAGGAAGUCGCCGGCCACCGACGAGAUGUUUGGUAGUUGGAUGUUGGUGACUAGACCGGCGAAAGCACGGACAUCGAGGUAUGUUACUGUGAGCGAGACAAGGGAGACUCAGGGGGGAGCCCCAAGAAAUGUCAGAACUAGCAAAUUUGGCGGUCUAAACACUAGAUUUGCGGCUCUGCAAGAUAUGGCGGAGGAAGAGGAAGGGAGUACGGAGGCUAACUCAGCGCAAACAAAAGCAGAACCUUCAGCUUUGAAACUGAGAGCUAUGGGUCAGAGGUAUAUAGCAGAAAAUAGAAGCAACGAGGGGCAGAAGAUGAAAAUGGCGGCACAUGACAGAACUAAGAAAGGAAAAGAGGCUGUAAGGAACAAGGCUAAUCAGAGUGGCCUUGGAAAGGAGAACGCCCAGCCAAGUGGGCCGACAGCAAGGGAAAAAGCCCAAAUGGGAGUAGAUGAAAGAAAUAAAACCAGAGGAGAACAAAAGCCCAGAACAGCGAAAGUAAAUGAAAAGCCCAGAGACAUGGGCCGAAGAAGCCAUAUUGUAGUAGCAGGUGAUAUACACACAAGGACAUGUGCUGGAGGAGGGAUAGAAGGCGAGAAGACAUACAUGAUGAAUAGCAGUAGAUGCGACUCGGACAUGCAGGUAGAUCGAACUGAGGGAGAUAAUUUGAUCAUACAGUUGGGGGAAGUGGACCCAGGAGAAAACGCACUUGCGAUAGUGCCAGUAAGCAAUAUGCAGCAGAAGGGGAUGGGAAACUGGCCAGAAAGCCAAAACCCAACCUGGGAUGAUGACCCAUCAGUAGAGUAA
This is a messenger RNA of Neltuma alba, 1923 nucleotides long. RefSeq lists its product as uncharacterized. The coding region runs from base 1 to 1923 and encodes 640 amino acids. Gene Ontology annotation, molecular function: nucleic acid binding; zinc ion binding. NCBI's taxonomy places the organism in Eukaryota, Viridiplantae, Streptophyta, Magnoliopsida, Fabales, Fabaceae. The transcript has a single exon. The record is from RefSeq and is a predicted model, not a curated record.